This is a messenger RNA of Ornithodoros turicata, 2717 nucleotides long. RefSeq names its product disintegrin and metalloproteinase domain-containing protein 10-like. Lineage: Eukaryota; Metazoa; Arthropoda; Arachnida; Ixodida; Argasidae. The transcript is spliced from 14 exons. The record is from RefSeq and is a predicted model, not a curated record. Bases 429 to 2630 code for a protein of 733 amino acids. Gene Ontology annotation, molecular function: metalloendopeptidase activity. Gene Ontology annotation, cellular component: plasma membrane. Gene Ontology annotation, biological process: membrane protein ectodomain proteolysis; Notch signaling pathway.
GGUGCUUUAUCCAAAUGCAACCUUUAGGUGGAGCCGACUUGCUAGAUAACGCCAAAGUUAUGAGAGCUUUCAUGGAGGUCAAUAUCGUUUCCAGAACUCGUUGGUGGCCGGUCGUGUGUGAUGCCCUAAAAUGUAUUUUUAAACGAAACACCGCACGUGAAGGGAGAAACCAACAAAAAUGAUGGCGUAGCUGGGUCACGUUUAGUAUGGAGUUGAUCAACUUAGGACGCGGGUUGAAGAGUAAAAGCGCUGGAGCCCCUGGGGCCGUCUUUGAGCCAGAGCAGAUAAAACGCUUCCGAAAUUAUGCUCCGGCCGGCACUAGUUCUACGGGAUAGCCAGAAAAUCAAAGCCAUUAUUUACACUUUCACUCAUUUCAACGGUGCAGCAUUGGAAAUGUGGGCAAUUGGAAACAAAACAGGAAUUAGAUCAUGUCCGGUUUCCUCCGUAGCCACUCCGUAUUGCUUCUGCUUCUUUCCCUUCCAGGACGCCUCAAUAAGUUUAUUCGCCAUUACGAACCAUUGUGGCUUCCUCUCGAACCAUCUGACGUGCUGUUCAGGAACAAGCGUUCUGUGCAUUCCCCUGACGCUAGCAUCCGUUUCGUUGCUUUCGGAAGGGAAUUCCAUCUGGUUCUGUGGCGAGAUGCAUCCGUGUUCGCCAAACACUUCAUGACCAUCACCCCAGUCGGGACAGUUGACGUGGACAUUUCUCACAUACAUUCCGGCAAGAUCGCAGGCUGCCCAGGAAGUCGGGCGUUUGGCUCCGUGAGGCAUGGCACCUUCGAAGGGUAUAUCGAGACAGGCGAUGGUUCCGAGUACUACGUGGAGCCCGGUUGGAAGUACUUCGAUGGUGGCGCGAACUUCUCGGUCAUCUACUCAGCGCUCGAUGUGGAAAUACCACCUGAAGUAGCAUCGACUUUCGGCUGCGGUGUAGACAAGCUCCACGUCCACGAUACUGCUCCCACUCCCGAAAAACUUCAUCGACGAUAUAAACGGGGAUCGGACUAUAUCGAAGUGGAUGCGAAACCAAUCAUGGACGGACACUCCAAGAAACCCAGGACAGUGACGAAAGAAAGUCUCUCUCGUCGACUGUGUAACCUUGAGGUGACAAUCGACCAUACUUUAUACAAGCUGUAUAUGGCUGGAGGCGCCGACGACACUUCUGUCCGCGAGCGCAUCACCACCACCCUCGCGAACCAUGUGGAUGCCAUCACCAGAAUUUACUCCAAUACUAAUUUCGGUGGCGUCCUCGGUAUCAGCUUCAAAGUGCACGCAUUGAUUAUCAACAGUACCAAGUCAUGUGAGGGCAGUGUAAAAGACAGUAACCCUUUCUGCGACGAUACCUUGGACGCCAACUUGAUGCUCGAGCGGUUUUCGAGGCAAAACCACAACCAGUUCUGCUUGGCAUUUCUCUGGAGCUUCCGGGACUUCAGCCAGGGAACGCUUGGACUGGCUUACGUCGGAAGCGCCGGGUACCAAGCUGGUGGAAUCUGUGAAAAGUACCGGAAGAUGCACUUCAAGGACGGCGUCCGGACGGUGGGGUUGAACACGGGAAUUAUGACGUUCCUUAACUACGGCAGCGUUGUUCCUCAGAGGGUCAGCCACAUAACAUUUGCCCACGAGGUGGGCCAUAACUUCGGCUCUCCUCACGAUGCGUCUGCAGAGUGUGCUCCGGGCAAACCUAAAGGCAACUACAUCAUGUACCCACGAGCCACACCUGGAACUGAGGAGAACAACUGCAAGUUCUCGCCCUGCAGUGUUCGACUGAUGGCCGGAGUUAUCCAUGCCGUGCUUCACGAAGAAUUCGGCAAGGAGAAUUGUUUCCUUGAGAGCGAAGGGCCCCUAUGCGGAAAUAACAUUCGCGAGGGGGAGGAAGAAUGCGACUGCGGAUUCACAGGAGACGAGUGCACAGACCCUUGCUGCUAUGCCCAAGUGAACAAAGACAAGAAGGCCGGUUGCAAACUACGACCCAAUGCAAUGUGCAGCCCCACUGCAGGUGCAUGUUGCAGCACAACAUGUACUUUCAUGGACCAAAAUCACAAGUGCUCGGAGGAAGACGAAUGUAAUUUAAGCUCCACUUGCAACAGCGUCUCUGCCCAGUGUACACCUAGACAGCCGAAGGCCGACUUUACUGAAUGCAACAAGGGCACGCAAGUGUGCCUCAAAGGUCAUUGCGAAGGUUCCAUCUGCCAGAAGUACGGUUACGAAGACUGCCAGCUGACUGGAAGUCAACACUCACUGAGCCAGUUAUGUCAUAUUUAUUGCCGAAGUCCUUCAAAUGAUACCGACGUGCAGUGCAUCAACCCAUGUGACGUGUCAGCGUUGAAACCCCUCUGUGACGCGAAACGACAACCGGGGGCACCUUGUGACAACAACAAUGGAUACUGCGACGUCUUCCUGAAAUGCAGACAUAUCAAUGAAGAGGGUCCCCUCACGAGGUUACAGUCCAUAUUCUUCAGGCAUGGCGCCAUUCGUCGCUGGAUCGAGGAACAUAUGAUGUUAGCUAUCGCCAUUGGUGUUGCUUCCAUCCUUGGCGUAGCGCUGUUCAUCAAAUGCUGCGCCGUUAUUACACCCAGCAACAAUCCGGUGCUCCGCCCGGCCAGAACAUUUAAGGACGCCAUGACGAAGUUUUAAUAUACGGUGUCCCUUCCACAACCAGCAGACGCAUUUCUACCCUGCUAUGAACCAGCGAUCAUCUCCAGUCAACAUGACACAGAACAA